CUAAACCCACAACAGUACAAUCAGUCUGUAGAUGCAGUAAAGCAUGCUUGUUAUACUCACUGUGGAACCUAAGGGGUUAAUCCCCUGCAUUGUGUAAAAACGCUGUUUGAUCCUGUCUUCUCUGCCCUUUCUCUUGUUCAGAUGUCCACGCUGAUAAGACAGAGUGAACCCAUAGUCCAUUUGCACAUGUUCGGUUUAGUGUGUAUUGCUAGAGAGGUUUUUUUUUUUUCUUUUGAGAGUGCAUGUGAUCAGCACAGGGCCAAUCAGCGCUGUCCAGACAGAGGUCAGGGGUUCUGCAUCCUCCUAGAGCAGAAAGAAAACUCCUACAAUGCUCUGCUGAAGUCACAAGACUGCUCUAACUGCUGAUAAGAAAAGGUAUUUAUCAGUUUAUAUUUACUAAAAUAAUUGCAUUUCCAUAUUGUGUAUACUGUGGGAGAGCGGAUAUAGUGAA
Staurois parvus is the source of this 451-nucleotide messenger RNA. NCBI's taxonomy places the organism in Eukaryota, Metazoa, Chordata, Amphibia, Anura, Ranidae. The record is from the annotation of a GenBank genome assembly.